CACCAAAACCCAAAUGCUCAAAACUCAACACACACACUCUCUCUCUAAAUUCCAUUUUUUAUUUUCAUUUCUUUUUAUGUUUAUUAUUAUUCACCUACUUCUUUUUGUUUCUCUCUCUAAAACCUCACAAGCAAGAAACGCUAUUUUCUCUCUCACUGUUCCUCCUGAAAAAAAAUGCUAAAUCUGAAGAAUACCCAUUUCUCAUCUCCUUGAUCUACACCAAGUUCCUCUCACCCCACUUCAGAUUUUUCUCUCUCAAGCGUAUGAAAGUUGCAAUGUGAGUUAAAGUUUUCACCUUUUUGCAAUGGUGGCUGCCAUUUCAGAAAACCCAUUAACCUCUUCAAGAACACAAGAAAAAGAUAACAAUGGCGUCAUACCCAGAAGAGUUAAAGGUAGACAAGUUUCUUCAAGGUACAUGUCACCUUCACCUUCACCUUCAACAACAACAACAUCUUCUUCUUCAACAACAACAACUACAACUUCUUCUUCUUCCUCUUCUUCUUCACGGCGAUUUCCUUCACCUCUUUUAUCACGUUCAACGAAUUCUUCAUCAUCAACACCACUUGUUGUUCCUAAACGUUCUCAAUCGGUGGACCGUCGGAGACCUCGACCAACAACACCAGUUCCCGAAGCAACUAAGCUUCUAGUAACUUCUACUCGGAGUUUAUCUGUUUCUUUUCAAGGUGAGGCUUUUUCUCUUCCUAUUAGUAAGAGUAAAGCGAAAGCUGUUACGCCGGAGCGACGGAGGGUUACUCCGGUCGCCGUAAAAGGAGAUCAGGGAGAGAACUCUCGUCCCUCGGAUCAACAUCGGUGGCCGGCACGGUCACGGCAGGUUAAUCAGUUGUCAAGAAGUGUUGAUUGUGGUGGUGGUGGUGGUGAUGGUGAUGAGAAGAAGAAGGUUGUUGGGAAUGGGAAUGGGAAUGGGAAAGUUGUUCGUGCAUUGCAACAAUCAAUGGUGAUGGAGAGUGGUAGAAGAAGAGUUUCUUUUGAUGGAUUAAGGGGUUUGAGUUUGGAUUUAGGGAAAACUGUUGAAUUGAAUGAACCUUGUUUGAAUUCUGUUGAUGUUAAUGCUUCUGAUACUGAUAGUGUUUCAUCAGGUAGCACUUCAGGUGCACAUGAUUCUCUUGGGACUAACAAGGUCUCUAAAGAAUCUCGUGGAAUUGUUGUUUCUGCAAGGUUUUGGCAGGAAACUAAUAGCCGAUUGCGGCGUUUGCAGGAUCCUGGUUCACCUUUAUCAACUAGUCCUGCUUCAAGAAUUAGUGUUCCAUCUAAGAAUGCUCAAUUGAAGAGGUAUAGUAGUGAUGGUCCUAUGUUGUCGCCUAGAACUGCGGGUUCUCCUAUUAGGGGGAAUGCACGGCCUGCUUCGCCUAGUAAACUUUGGGCGUCGGCUGCAUCCUCACCGUCGAGGGGGUUUUCGAGUCCUGCUAGGGUGAGAAGUGCGGUUGCUAGCUCGAUCAAUAGUAGUUCAGGUAUUUCGCCCUCGAUUCUUAGCUUCUCUGCUGAUGUGCGGAGAGGGAAGAUAGGGGAAGAUCGAAUAUUUGAUGCACAUACAUUGAGGCUUCUCUAUAAUCGGUAUGUGCAGUGGCGAUUUGUUAAUGCCAGGGCUGAUGCUACAUUCAUGGUGCAGAAAUUGAAUGCAGAGAGACAUUUGUGGAAUGCAUGGGUAACAAUAUCAGAACUUCGGCAUUCAGUCAUACUUAAAAGAAUCAAGCUGGUAUUGCUGAGGCAAAAGUUGAAGCUGACUUCCAUUCUAAAGGGACAGAUUUCGUAUUUAGAGGAAUGGGCCCUUCUUGAUAAAGAUCACUCCAGUUCUUUACUUGGAGCAACUGAAGCUUUGAGGGCCAGUACUCUCCGUCUUCCGGUUGUCGAAAAAGCAACAGCUGAUGUACCAAAUCUGAAGGAUGCUUUGGGGUCCGCAGUUGAUGUGAUGCAGUCAAUGGCGUCCUCAAUAUAUUCUCUUUCGUCAAAGGUGAUUUUUUAUAAGCAGGUGGAAGAAACUAACUGCUUGGUAGCGGAAAUCCUAAAGGUAACCUCAAAGGAAAGGUUUUUGCUUGAACAAUGCAAGGAUUUUUUGUCUUCCUUAGCAGCCAUGCAGGUCAAGGAUUGUAGCUUAAGAACGCAUAUGUUACAACUUUCUCGUGUACCAGCUUCCUAACAAGGCGUGCGUAGAACUGAUCUUAUUUGACCUGACAGCUCACUCUUAAUGCUAACACACUACUACUCCCAGCCUUUUUUUAUUUUCCACAAGGGUGGAUAUAACACAGAAGGUAAUAAUAAGAAGAAGAAUGGAAUAUGGAGUCAAUAGCUGGUUUUUUGUUUGCUGUUUGUUUGACUUGAAUGUAUUGUGUGCAGUAUAUCCAAUGUGUCUGAAUAUUACAGUUUACAAAAGGAGAAAACAAAAAAAAAAGUGGCUUUUUCUCUCACUAGUUAGCUAGAUCAAGAUGUAUACAAUUACCUACCUUGUCAUUUGAGGAAAAGUGAGUGUCUGUGUAUAUAUCUAUAUAUGUAAUCAACUAAUUAGUCAUUGUUUAGUAGGGUAGUUUGUGGCCUAGAUCUUCAUUUAAAUCCAUGGUGUAUGGUAUGCUCUUCUAUUUUUUCAUUGUAGUUCUAGCAAUCA
Messenger RNA from Cicer arietinum (chickpea), 2617 nucleotides. RefSeq names its product QWRF motif-containing protein 2. Gene Ontology annotation, biological process: spindle assembly. The record is from RefSeq and is a predicted model, not a curated record. Lineage: Eukaryota; Viridiplantae; Streptophyta; Magnoliopsida; Fabales; Fabaceae. Gene Ontology annotation, molecular function: microtubule binding. Gene Ontology annotation, cellular component: nuclear microtubule; cytoplasm.